GACGUCUGUAGGCACGGCAUCGAAAACACAUUUUGUACAGCUGUGUUCUCUAAGAGGAGAGAUGACCGCCAGCGUGAGUGUCUCUGGAACACAGGACACACAGAAAUAUGAGAGACUCGGUACAGACUCACAGGAACCUCGGAGUUGGUCGAUGAAGAGCAAUCAGUCAAUGGUGUUUCCAUUGAACUUCAGAGAUGAAGAGAGUUCUGCUGCUCUGACCAAACAAACAACAAACAAGUAUUUCAAAAUCACCUGUAAAAAGCAGCUUGAUUUAAUAUUUAAGGAUCUUGAGCACAAAGUCAUCACUUUGUUGAAGAAUGAAUUAAUCAGGUUUAAAAAGCUCCUGAGUGAGGAUUACCCAGCAAGCAGUGAGGGGCAGGUGGAGGAAGAGGACGUUCAUCACAGUGUCCGAGAGGGAACGCUAAAGAUCACACUGCACAUGCUGGAGAGCAUGCACUACACAGACCUCGCUAACACACUGCACAACAAGUUGGGACGGCUCUCUGUGUAUCAGGACAAACUCAAAUCCACACUUUUGGAGAAGUGUAAAAGAAUAAAUAAAGGAAUCUCCCAGCAUGGAAGCUCAGCUCUUCUGAAUGAGAUCUACACAGAGCUUUACAUCACAGAGGGCUGGAGUGGAGACGUCUGUAAUGAACAUGAGGUGAGACAGAUUGAGUCGGCAUCCAGGAGAGCAGCAACACAGGAGAAACCCAUCAAAUGUAAUGAUAUCUUUAAAGACAAGUCCAUCAGAAGUGUGCUGACUAAAGGAGUCGCUGGAAUUGGAAAAACAGUCUCUGUGCAGAAGUUCAUUCUGGACUGGGCUGAAGGAAAAGCAAAUCAGGACGUCACCUUUAUGUUUCCACUUCCCUUUAGAGAGCUGAAUCUGAUUAAGGAGAAACAUCUCAGUCUGAAGAAACUUCUUCAUCACUUUUUUCCAGAAAUAAAAGAUUUGCACUUUAUAGACUGUAACGCCCGCAAAGUUGUGUUCAUCUUCGAUGGUCUGGAUGAGUGUCGACUUCCUCUGAAUUUCCAGAAGAAUGAGAGAGUGUGUGAUGUGACAGAGUCAGCCUCACUGGAUGUGCUGCUGACAAACCUCAUCAAGGGGAAUCUGCUUCCCUCUGCUCUCCUCUGGAUCACCUCUCGACCAGGAGCAGCCAAUCAGAUCCCUCCUGAGUGUGUAAACCAGGUAACAGAGGUACGAGGGUUCAGUGACCCUCAGAAAGAGGAGUACUUCAGGAAGCGGCUAAAUAAUCAGAGACUGACCAAUAAAAUCAUCAGGCACAUGAAGUCUUCAAGGAGCCUCUACAUCAUGUGCCACAUCCCAGUCUUCUGCUGGAUCUCAGCCACUGUUCUAGAGAGAAUGUUGGGUGAAGCAGAGGGUGGAGAGAUCCCCAAGACUCUGACUCAAAUGUUCACACACUUCCUGAUCUUUCAGAUCAAACACAAGGACCAAAAGUACCAUCAGAAAUGUGAUGCUGAUCCUCAGCAGAUCAGAGAGAGUAUACUGGCACUGGGAAAACUGGCUUUCCAACAGCUGGAGAAAGGAAACCUGAUCUUCUAUGAGGAAGACCUGAGAGAGUGUGGCAUCGAUGUCAGAGAAGCUUCAGUGUACUCAGGAGUGUGUACCCAAAUCUUCAGAGAGGAGCAUGGGCUUCACCUGGGGAAGGUCUUCAGCUUUGUACAUCUGAGUGUUCAGGAGUUUCUGGCUGCUUUAUAUGUGUUUCUUUGCUUUGUCUUGAAAAACAAAAAUAUUUUAAAGGAUCAAAACACUGGGGUGUUACCUCUCUUAAGAAAGCAGCACAUGUCUGUCUUCCUGAAGAGCGCAGUGGACAAGGCCUUACAGAGUGAGAACGGACACCUGGACCUGUUUCUCCGGUUCCUCCUUGGUCUCUCACAGGAGUCCAAUCAGACAGUUUUACGAGACAUACUGCCCCAGACAGGAAGCAGCUCUCACGGCAAAGAGGAAACCAUCAAGUACAUCAAGGAGAAGAUAAAAAAGAAUCCCAUUCUAGAGAAAUCCAUUAAUCUGUUCCAGUGUCUGAAUGAACUGAAUGACUAUUCGCUAGAGCAGGAAGUUCAAACAUCUCUAAACAGAGGAGGCAACAGUCGUCUCAGCGGAAUCAGGUUCUCUCCUUCUCAGUGGUCCGCUCUGGUGUUUCUGAUGCUGAACUCAGAACAGGAGCUGGACGAGUUUGAUUUGAAGAAAUAUGAUAGAUCAGAGGAAUGUUUUCUUAAGCUGCUAAUGGUGGUGAAAGCAUCUAGGAAAGUCUUACUGUUUGGGUGUAAUCUGACAGAGGAAAGCUGUAGAGCUCUGUCCACAGUUCUGAGCUCAAAGUUCUCCAGUCUGAGAGAACUGGACCUGAGUAGCAAUAACCUGCAGGAUUCUGGAGUAAUACUGCUCUCUGCUGGACUGGAGAAUCCACACUGUACACUGGAGAUACUGAGGCUGUGUGAGUGUAACCUGACACAAGAGAGCUGUAGAGUUCUGUCCUCAGUUCUCAGCGCGAAAGUCUCCAGUUUGAGAGAAUUGGACCUGAGUGUCAAUAACCUGCAGGACUCAGGAGUGACGUUCCUCUCUGCUGGAUUGGAGAGUCCACACUGUACACUGGAGAUACUGAGGUUAUAUCAGUGCAAUAUUAAAGCUGAAGGUUGUGCUGCUCUGGCUUCAGCUCUUAGAAGGAACUCAUCACACAUGAGAGAGCUGAAUGUGAGCAGAAACCAUCCAGGAGAACUAGGAGUGAAGCUGCUGUCUGAUCUACUGAGGGAUCCUCACUGUAAACUAGAGACACUACAGAUUGAAACAUAAAGGGGAGAGGAUCUUUCUCAGUGUGUGUGUGUGUGUGUGUGUGUGUGUGUGUGUGUAAAAACAAAAUUUUGGAACAAAUACCUUUUUUGCAUGUGGCCUCUGUACACCACCGCACUGAGUUUGAAAUGAAACACUUGAGAUGUGAGUGAAGUCCAGACUUUCAGAUUUUAUUUAAGGUCUUUGACAGAAGUGUGACAUGAACCAUUCAAAGCCUGACAAAGUGUCUAAAGGGAGGAAACCCAGCAUGUGGUCAUGUCCAUGGGUUCCUGACUUCACUAAGUCACUAAGUGUAAAGGAUUUUCAUCCAAUCAUCCAAAGUCACUCCUUAUGUUUGUAAUUAUGUUGGUCUGUUCCAUUACUUAUGAGCCCCCAAAUGGUGUGGGUUUACUGAAAUUGCUGUACUUGCUGAAUUUUUAAUGCCACACUUUUGUGUUACAUGAUCUCAGGCUGUUCUGUCAUAUGAAUGUGAAUCUGUGUUGCUUUCGCAGCAGUACGUUUACUCUCAUGCUUUGUUUUGGGGGGUUUUCCUGAGUCCUAGAACCAGUUUAUGUACAGUUUGUCAUUUGGCACACACACACACACACACAC
Clarias gariepinus (North African catfish) is the source of this 3394-nucleotide messenger RNA. Its product is annotated as NLR family CARD domain-containing protein 3-like. NCBI's taxonomy places the organism in Eukaryota, Metazoa, Chordata, Actinopteri, Siluriformes, Clariidae. The coding region runs from base 62 to 2806 and encodes 914 amino acids. The record is from RefSeq and is a predicted model, not a curated record. The transcript is spliced from 10 exons. Gene Ontology annotation, molecular function: protein binding.